GAAUUGAGCUCAAGCAGUGGCAGAGAGUAGAGAGUAUAAUCUCUGUUAUAUGUCAAACUCGUAUUUUUUUUAACUACGAAACAAACGUAUUCUCAAUUGUCAUACGAAAAUAAAAAAUUUUUCACGUUUAAGGUGUUUUUGUGAUCGUGAUAAAAAAUCGUGAAUAAAAUUAUCCGAUAUAAAGAUGUCGGGCAGCAAGUGCAGAAACUGUGGUUCUACGGAUAUAGAAACCGACCCAGCACGAGGAGAUGCAGUCUGUACAAAUUGCGGUUUUGUACUGGAGGAUCAACUCAUUGUCAGCGAAACGACUUUUGAGGAGACACCUUCAGGGAAUAUGAUGGUUCUUGGCCAAUUUGUAGCCAAUGAUAGUACAGGAGGAGCUACCGGCUUUGGAGCAGCGUAUCAUGUUAAUGGCAAGGAAUCUCGAGAAAUUACCAUUCAAAAUGCAAAGAAAGGCAUCACACAUUUGUGUUUGCAAUUACACUUGAACCAACAUUGCAUUGAUACAUCAGUAAACUUUUACAAAAUGGCAUUGAGUCGGCAUUUAACAAGGGGGAGAAAACAGGCCCACAAUCAUGCGGCUUGCGUUUACAUCACUUGUCGAACAGAAGGAACAGCUCACAUGCUGAUUGACAUAAGUGAUGUUCUUCAGAUUUGCGUUCACGAGCUAGGACGCACAUAUUUACGUUUUACACAGGCAUUGUGUAUCAAUAUACCAUCGAUGGAUCCGUGUCUCUACAUUAUGAGAUUCGCCAAUAAACUCGAGUUUGGAGAAAAAACUCACGAAGUUUCGAUGACAGCGUUGCGAUUAGUUCAAAGGAUGAAGCGUGACAGUAUCCACAGUGGCCGGAGGCCUUCGGGACUCUGCGGAGCAGCCCUUUUGAUGGCGGCUCGGUUACACGAGUUCAGUCGAUCGCCAGCGGACAUAAUAAAAAUAGUCAAAGUUCACGAGUCAACGUUGCGGAAAAGGCUGAUAGAAUUCGGCGACACUCCGUCGAGCGCGCUAACCCUGGAGGAGUUCAUGACCGUCGAUCUCGAAGAGGAGCAAGAUCCUCCGGCCUUCAAAGCGGCGCGUAAAAAGGACAGAGAACGUCUUCAAAGGCUGGAAAAUAUAGACACCGAACUGAGCGAUUUGCAGUCAGAAAUCGAUAAGCAAUUGGAAGACCAAAAGGUGGCCAAAGUCCAUCGUAAAUUGGACGAACGGAGAGUAGAAGACUUGGAGACCUCGCAGUUCAUCAAAGAAAGCACACUGAGUGUCGUCGAUCACUGUAUUGAAAGCGACCCCGACGACCCCACAGAGGCCUCGGCGUUGCGGAUCUCUUCAGUUAUUUCUCACCCACUCAUGACUGGGCUUGGACCGGACAUUGCUUCGAUGGGAUUGAGCACGCAGCAAAAAGACAGAGACAAUAAUAGUGGGGAAAAGACUUUUUCCGCAUUUGAAAACGCAACCGGUGAAAUAGACAUUACUGAUCUGGACGACGAGGAAUUGGACAGUUACAUUAUGUCUGAGAAGGAAGCAAAUUCGAAACAUAAUUUGUGGAACAAAAUCAACGCUAAUUACCUCCAGCAACAACAAGAAAAAGAAGAGAAACGGAAGAAAGGGAAGGAGGAAGGAAAACCGGAAAAAAAGAAACGACGUGCUGCUCCGAAAAGAAAUAAAAAUCAGAGUGCAGCGAGCACAGCAGGCGAGGCGAUUGAAAAGAUGUUGCAGGAAAAACGAAUUUCUUCGAAAAUCAAUUACGAAGUCUUGAGGAGUCUGAACGUCGGAGUAUCGAGCAACGUGUCAUCUUUCAACGAAGUAUCAGCCCACGUCGAAUCGGAUUCCGAGCCUACCAAGCCAGAGAGAACUCGUAGCAUCCAAAAAUCUGCGAAGAUCAAACAAGAAGAAACGCCCACGAAAAAGAUGAAGAUUAACGACAACCCUCCGAAAGCAACGGAACCGAGAGCGUUGUUUGGCUCGCCAAAACACGAGCCCCAAGUACAGGACGAAUCUUACCCAUCUGAAACGCCAGAUGCCGCAAUGGAAAAUGACGAGCUUGCUGACGACGAAAUAGAAUUGAAUCCUCAGGAGAUGACGGUCGGCCAAAUGCUCGGACAAAACGACGAGGACGACGCGUACGCUUAUGAUUACGAUGAGGAAGAGUAUUAAACAGAUUAUUGUAACGCUAUUUAUUCGUGUAGAUCGGUAGUACAGAAAAACCGUAUAAAUUAUUUAAAAAAAAAAAAAAAAAAAAUAACGAUGACUGCAGAAAUCGAAAGGGAAUCAUCGUCAGUACAAUCCUCGCAAUAUUUUUUGCGCACUUUGAGAAUCGUUUAUUCCAGUUAGUGAGAAUCUUUGGUGAUUUUUGAGUCCCCGAUCGAAGGGAAUUUCCAGUUAUUUCAAAAGUGCCGAAUUCAGCAAACACUUUCGAAGCUUUUGAAAACAAGUGACUAUAGACUGUGUCGUAGGUUUCAAUGCCAUAAUGUUCAUAGCCGUAAUAACAUUUUUACGAGUUUUAAUUAUUUUAUCAUACGCUCAAUAAAGUACUCAUUUUAUUUCGAA
Venturia canescens is the source of this 2542-nucleotide messenger RNA. RefSeq names its product Brf RNA polymerase III subunit (gene Brf). The record is from RefSeq and is a predicted model, not a curated record. The transcript has 16 exons. NCBI's taxonomy places the organism in Eukaryota, Metazoa, Arthropoda, Insecta, Hymenoptera, Ichneumonidae. Gene Ontology annotation, cellular component: transcription factor TFIIIB complex; nucleus; transcription preinitiation complex. Gene Ontology annotation, biological process: DNA-templated transcription initiation; transcription preinitiation complex assembly; transcription by RNA polymerase III. Bases 185 to 2149 code for a protein of 654 amino acids. Gene Ontology annotation, molecular function: RNA polymerase III type 3 promoter sequence-specific DNA binding; RNA polymerase III general transcription initiation factor activity; TBP-class protein binding.